UAAUUUCCGCUUCCGGCGGGCAAAGGGUAAGCGGAAUGUAAACACGGGGCCACGGGAGUGGUCAUCAGGUAACUGGGAUUGGCCGGGCCGCGGUUAAAGUCGGAGGACGAGGAGGAAAACGAGGCGAAUCGUAGUGUGGUUAGGGGAGACAGAAGCUUCAGAACUCUGAAUUAAGACUCUUCGGGGGGUGUGGCAGAGCCUAGACACAAAGAAUGGCUUCCUUUGGAUGGAAGAGAAAAAUUGGCGAGAAGGUCUCAAAGGUCACUUCCCAGCAGUUUGAAGCUGAAGCUGCCGAUGAGAAGGAUGUAGUAGAGAAUAAUGAAGGGAACUGGCUUCAUGCCAUUAAACGUAGGAAAGAAAUUCUCCUUGAAGGCUGUGCUGAGAAAAGUAAACAGCUGAAGGAUGAAGGAGCCGAUCUGGCUGAAAAUAAAAGAUAUCGGGAGGCAAUUCAGAAGUGGGAUGAAGCACUUCAGUUAACCCCAAAUGAUGCUACCCUGUAUGAGAUGAAAUCACAGGUCCUAAUGUCUCUUCAUGAAAUGUUCCCAGCAGUGCACGCAGCAGAAAUGGCUGUCCAGAGAAAUCCACAUUCAUGGGAGUCUUGGCAAACUUUGGGACGUGCUCAGCUUGGAUUAGGAGAGAUAGUCUUGGCAAUUCGAAGUUUUCAAGUAGCGCUUCACAUCUAUCCAAUGAACCCUGAAAUAUGGAAUGAAGACCUUUCUUGGGCGAGAACGCUCCAGGAGCAGCAGAAGGUAGCACAAAGGAUUGAAAAAAGUAAAGCACCGGCAGAAGCAACACAUUUCUCACCAAAGUCAAUUCCUGACUAUGACUUUGAAAGUGAUGAGAUUGUUGCUGUUUGUGCAGCUAUUGCUGAGAAACAGAAGACAGUUUCAGCCAAUAAAACCAUGGUUAUUGUAUCUGCUUCUGGGGCAGUAGAGACUGUAACUGAGAAGGAAGAUCAUGCUACAACACCAGACGGCUCUGUUUUUAUCAAAGCCCGAUAAAGCAGCAUGAAUAUCAUGAAUUAUUUGAAUCUAUGUUUUUGAUUAUCACUUAAAAUUUUAGACAUAGGGACACUUAGACUGGAGAAACAGGGCAAAACUCCUACUUAUAAGUUUUUCAGAUGAGGCAUAUAAAAACUAAAUGGCAGGAUUAUUGUAUAGUGUUUGAACUAUGCUUUGGUGAGUUAAGGCUUUUAUUUCUUAAGAUUAAAAUUCUAAAUAAAAUGGUUUUUGGUUAAUAAAUUUCAUCAAAAUAUAUGAAUGGAUACAUUUUUAAGACACAACUUGAAAAGUGAAUUCAUGAAUAGCGAAUCACUUGAUGGCCAGUGUUAUUAAAAUGUUGACCGUGGGCUUUUACGAUAAAGGAAGUUUGUGAAUACUUUCUUUAUUUACUGCCUUUAAUAUUCACUUUUCUGGUCUUCUUAUUUCAUUACACUAAAUCUAUCACAAGGUUUGAAUAUUUUUGGACAUUCAUUUUGAUUCAAAGUUGUCAUUUUGUUAUAUGUGGAAUCUUUGAAAGUUCAGCUGAAAAUGCAUGCAAAUGUAUACAUUCUUAACAUUUUCUGAAGUUUCUCUUGUAUCUGGCUUGUGCUUAUAUUUUUGGAUUUAAAGUUAUUAUAGCAAUGACAGUGGCCUCUUUUAGUAUUUGUUAAAUGUGUGAAGUGCUGAUAAAUGUCAGAAUGAUGGUUUUAUUUAUUUUUUAAUUAUUACUAUAAGUAGAGUAGUCCUUGUCACAACUGAGUCAUUUUUAAAAUAUACAUUUUUAAAAAGAUGAAUGGCUUUUACAGAUACACUGUAACAAGUUGUACUGCUACAUUGUCCCAGUCCAAAGCAGGUAUUUUCUUUUUCUUAUUUUUAAAGGCUUAAAAGUCUGAAAAUAAUAGAUCUCUUCCUUGUAACUUCCCACCUGAUAAUUUGGAAUUCUUUCCUACAUAACUUUUUCUGAACUUGUCAGUCAAAUGAGAAAUAAUCACAAUUUUAAAUAGCUAAAUUAUAUCUUUCUAAAAAUAUAAGUAGGGAUGUUGUUAUUAGAGCGCCAGUGAACAAAUAACUUAGGUACAAAAUACACACUCACUGCCGUCGAGUUGAUUCCGACUAAUUGUGACCCUACGGGACAGAGUAGAACUACACAGAAAGUAAAAUAUGCUUUAUAGUACAAUCCCAUGAAUAGAGAAGGAUAUAUUAAAUAUUUCAUUGAAAAGCCAUAAUGACAUUCACAAAUCAAUAUUGUCAUUGCUAAUGUGAAUUGUUUUAUUUACAUUACAUAUAUUGUAGUACAAUGAUAUAGAACUGUUGAAUACUCUUAUUUCAGACACUCAGGAAGAUAUUAUUUGGGUAAAAUUAAUUUAAUCUUUGUUAGAGAAGAAAGCAAGCUACUUUAUAUUAAGGAAUUUUGCCUGGUCUUGUUGGAGUGUGUAAGUAAUGAUUUAUGUUUUUAUGAGACAAUUUUUAAAAUUUUGUUUUGAUGGAUGCUUAUGUCUUUUUUUCAGAGUUGAAGAAGUCGACACUUGCCUUGUAAAGUAUUAUAUUUUUCUCUUAAGUUAGAAAGUUAGCUCUAGUUAGAGGGGUCAGGUUUAGAAUGAUCCAAAAGUAGAUACUGAUUCUGCUUUCUUCUGUUUAAUAAGGAGUCUUCUCAAAAGGGGUAGUUGGGUAUCUAAAGAAGUGAACACUCAAAAUUUGGUAUGUUAUUUUGAUUAAUGGAUGUGUGUUUAUUGUGUAAUUUGUGAAUAAAUAGAUUUUUCUGCAUUUUGAAGAUUUUUUUCUUAUUUUAUGUUGUUAGCUUUGGAAAAAGUAGAUUUAUUCACGUCUUUUGUAUGCAGAAAUAAUGUCUGCAUAGCACCUGGCAUGGUGUCUAGCACAAGAAGCAUUCAGUAAAUGAUAGCUACUUCUUUUUUUUUUAAAUUGUACUUUAGAUGAAGGUUUACAGAACAAACUAGCCUAGCUUCUAAUUAAACAAUUAGUACACAUAUUGUUUUGCAACAUUGGUUGC
Molecule: messenger RNA, 2988 nt
Organism: Trichechus manatus latirostris (Florida manatee)
Lineage: Eukaryota; Metazoa; Chordata; Mammalia; Sirenia; Trichechidae
Gene: TTC33
Product: tetratricopeptide repeat domain 33
Exons: 5
Coding region: 213-1001 (262 amino acids)
Molecular function (GO): protein binding
Source: RefSeq, a predicted model, not a curated record